Molecule: messenger RNA, 4638 nt
Organism: Struthio camelus australis
Lineage: Eukaryota; Metazoa; Chordata; Aves; Struthioniformes; Struthionidae
Source: RefSeq, a predicted model, not a curated record
GGAACAGCACGGGUCGAAGCGUGGUCGUUUGAAAGCCCUGCGAACUGGAGUCAGUAGGCGUGGGGACGGCCGCAGGGUGUCUCUCCUAGCCUCGUUAAGGUGUCAGGGUCUCCAACAGGCUGUUGUAGGGAGUUUGCUCUUCCUGGCGCUGUCUGUCUUUGGUCUUGGUAGGAACGGCUUGCUGGGUGAUCAGUUGCUGCUGCUCUGGGUUGCCUUUGCUGCGUGCGCAGCUGCCGCUCCUUGCCAGCGUGCCUCGGCUCCGUGGGGAUGCUGAGCUGGGACUAGCGAGACCUUCGCGCCCCCUAACUUGGAAUAGAAAGAGUCUCCGUUUGGCCCAUACCGACUCCAGGGAACGACACAACGUACAGCUGAACUUUGUAGUGCUGCUUAACUUUGCUAAGGAAGCCAAAAUGCAGUAAUUGUUCUUCAGGCUUUUAAGUACCGGUGGGUGAGUGUAAGGACGAGAGUGAAUCCUCUGGAUUUCCUGGAGAGCUUUACACAAGAGCUAGGUGUGUGGUGAGGUGUUUUGCGCUCCCCUGGGGACGUGAGUACUGUGCUGCAGCUAGAGGAACAAGGAAAUCAAAGGUUUUGUUUCUAGGGAACAGCUUGGCGUUUCAGGGAUACGAGCAAACGCAGGCUGGAAUCUGCCUGGAUCGCGGCUUUGAUCUCCAUUCUGCAGCCACUGGUUAGAGAUGAGCGAGCGAGCGCGAGAUGACACUUGAUGCAUGAGGGAAAUGGUGAACCGCAGGAUGCCUGCGGGUAGCAGCGUCUGCCUCGCCUCCGUCCGGGAGGUGGCUCUGCGUGGCCUCCGGCUGUCUCCGCUCCCAGGAGCCGUGCUAGGUGCUCAGCCUCUGCUUUGUGUCUGUCCCAGAUGGUGGAGACCCAGUUUGUGCUGUCCUUCGUGCACCGCUUCCUGGAGUACCGCGGCGCCACCACCUACUUUGCCUUCUGUUACCCCUUCUCCUACACGGAGUGCCAGGAGAUGCUGGCGCAGCUGGACAGCCGCUUUGAAGAGUGCAAAUACAUGUCUCCCAGCAGUCCUCUCGACUCUGUCUAUUACCAUCGAGAGCUGCUGUGCCACUCCUUGGACAAGCUGCGGGUGGACUUGCUCACUGUCACCUCAUGCCAUGGCAUGCUGGAGAAACGAGAACCCAGGCUGGACAAGCUUUUCCCAGACAGCACCACUCCUCGACCUCAUUGCUUUGCAGGAAAGAGGGUGUUUUUCCUGAGCAGUAGAGUCCACCCAGGGGAAACGCCCUCCAGCUUUGUCUUCAACGGCUUCCUGGAUUUCAUCCUGCGAGAGGAGGACCCUCGUGCUCAAAUGCUGCGGCGGAUGUUUGUCUUUAAGCUCAUUCCGAUGCUGAACCCAGAUGGGGUGGUGCGAGGCCACUAUCGAACGGACUCCCGUGGGGUAAACCUGAACCGUCAGUAUCUCAACCCUGAUGCUGAGCUGCACCCUGCAGUAUAUGGGGCCAAAGCUGUGCUCCUUUAUCACCACAUUCACAGCCGUGUUCUGCCAGGCUCUCCUGACUGGAGGACGUAUGUCUCCCCACUGAGCACCAGCUCGCUAAGCACAAAAUCUUCCAAUCAUUCCAUUCGCAGCAGUGCCCUGUCCACGGAGGCACCUUUGUCUGAGCUGGAGAAAGCCAAUAACCUCCGUAACUCAUCCAGCACCUGGAAAGCCAGCACUUACUUCAGCCCUUCUCAGGACCCCCAGCCAUCAGGAGUGCCUGCCACCGAGCUGGGGAACAAAGACCAAGCUGUCUGGAUUCUCCCUUCUAACCACACCGUGGAGCACUGUGAGGAGGAAGCCAAGAGGCCUCCAUCAACAUCUCUCCCAGAAACCAUUCUGCCCCAGGACAGUGGGCUGGCCUAUUACGUAGAUCUUCAUGGACAUGCCUCCAAGCGUGGCUGCUUCAUGUACGGCAACAGUUUCAAUGAUGAAAAUGAUCAGGUAGAAAACAUGCUGUUCCCUAAACUCAUCUCCUUGAACUCGCCUCACUUUGACUUCACGGGCUGUAACUUCUCGGAGAAGAACAUGUACGCCAAAGACAAACGGGAUGGGCAGUCGAAAGAGGGCAGCGGGCGAGUGGCCAUCUACAAAGCCUUGGGUAUCAUCCAUAGGUAGGCAGACCUCUGCUUCAGAGCUGUGCUGUGCUCCUCCCACUUACUUAACCUUUGUGCUAGCUGAUUUGAUCCAUCUUGGAAGGAGAGAGUCUUGCUGGAUGCAGGAUGCUAAGGAAAGUUUAAAUCACUUCUGUGGUGGUAGGUAUGUCCUGCUUUGGCUGUCCAGUGUGGUUGAAACUUGCCCAUGGUCUGCACAGGCCAAGAAAAGUAUUAUAAGCUCGGUGUAAUGCAAACAGAAGCAAAGACCCAGCCUUGCAUGGCAUUGCCACACUCCUGACCUAUAGGCUGUGUCCUGUUUCACAACUUGUCUCCUUUUUCUCUUGUACCUUCUGUUCUCUUAUAUCCCUCCAGGGGCUGUUCUGCCUUUUUGUCCUAGCAUUUGUGGAGUUGCUUGUUCACUGCUUUCCAGAAUGAAUUCUCCUCUUUCCCAGAUGUAUACAUUUGCACUGAGCUGUGAUUAAAGCUUAUUUAGUUGUAAUGGGCCCAGCUUCCCCAGUGGCCCAGAUGUCACAUGGUAAGAUUGCUGUGGUAUGUAAAGAUGAGGAUAUUCUUUUGAUUUGUAGCAGCCAGAUGCUUUUCAGCAAUGAAAAUCUUGGUCUGUUUUGGUCUGUUCCAGUUGCUGGGAACAUACAAAUGCCUGUACCAACCAGACCAACAUCCCUUCUUACUCUGUUCUGUCCCCAGCAGUGGCUAGUAGCAGAUGCCAAGGGAAGUGUGUAAGAGGGCAAGUGUAUAAUAACUUCUUUAGUAGAUCUCCCAUUCCCUAGGAAAUUGUGGAAAUGUGCAUAUUGCACUGAGCCUCAUACCAGCCCUGGACUCCCACUAGAACCCCCCGGCAUCAUUUUUCCUGUGAAUAGCUGGUUUCUGAGAGUGUGUUUUCCCUGUUGGUUUAAGCUGAUGUAGGACCAGACUGCCAUCUGAAAGGGUGAUCCUGUCUUUCUUUCCUCCCUUCUCCUCAGCUGUUGCUGAGGUUUCUGCUGCUUCUCUGCUUCAGAUCUAGCAAUCGUGUGGUCACUGGGUGACCCAGGUGAGCAUGUUGAUCCAGCUAAAACUAACCUACAAUAACAAAUACACUAGUUUUUCAGGACUGCCUUGUUGCAGCUUGCUCUGCAGCCAUUUAAUUGCUGUAGGUGACGGGGAACAGCCCGUGAUUAAUCAAAUGGCUCACUCCUGAAACAUGGCGUGCCAUCUGCUGGUGUCAGGAGUGCUGGCUUUCGGUGGGAGUGCUAUGCAGAACUGUGUGGACAUAUAAAAGGGGUGGGGAGAGAGAGGUUUGUUUGGUUUUUUUUACUGGAUUAACAAGCUAAAUUGUCUCUAUGCGGUCAAAUACGAAAGUGUAGGUAGAGAUUUCCCCUCUUGGCAGCUGCAAUCCGCUUGAUUAGCCAAGCCAUCUCUUCUGGUCACAGCUUAGAUCACGUGCUUUGCCAGUAUCGGUUACAUAUAUGCAUUCAUUUGUACAUACUCAUAAGACAUUUAUUUCCUAAGAAAAUUGUCUGACAAAACCUCUUUGCCUUAGAACCAUGCUUGCCAUUGUUUGCAGCUUCCUGCUGGAGAGAGAAGGUUUUGUUAUGGAGGAAUGCGAGGAACAGGCACAGCAUGCCAUGUUGUUGGAGACAGUGAAACAAAGCGUGGAAGCCUUUGUGGUAGGCCAUAGUACAAGACAAAGUGGCACUCUAACUGCUGUGCUACUAGCAGCCUGGCAAGAAUAUUUAUUCCAGUAGAUACAAUUACUUGGACAUGUAUUGACUUCUCUCCUUCUUGUGAAGCUGGUUACUGCAUCUGUGAAACACAGUCUGUUCCACGCUGACCAUUAUUUUCUUUAUUUCAUUGCCUGUUCUUGUUCCCGCCUCAUCACAAUUUCUAAUUAAAAAAAGGAAAGUGAAGUUGGAAGAGGUAAUUUAUAACUGCCUGCUAAAGCAAGUGACAGAUCAGUCCACUGAUGAGUACUAGUAAUUAGAUGCACUAGUCAGCACAUCUGCCAACUAAAGAAGUGAACUGUACAGCUGCUGUUAAAUCCUGCUUAGUUACAGCAACUUCCAUCUGUUAGUAAGAUACUUGAACGCAAGAAUGGGAAGGAACACAAGUUCUUCACUUAAAAUGACCCAUUCAUCAAUGUCUUUCCUGUAUGGGAGGGGAGGUGGGGGCGUCCCUAAACUGGACACAGUACUUUAGACAUGGUCUUAACAAGUGCAAAGUAAAGGGAGAUCACCAGUUCCCUCUAUCUCCUGGCUGUGGUCCCGUUUGUGCAGCCCGGGAUGCUGGUGGCCAGGGCCCACUGCUGGCGCACGUUGAGCUUGUGUCUACUGAGAUGCCCAGGCCCCUUCCAGCAGCGCUGCUCCCCAGCCCCUAUCGCUGCCGGGGUUCGUCCUUCCCAGGACAGGGCUUUGCGUUUGUCCUGGUGAGGUUCCUGCUGGCCCCUUCCUCCAGCCUAUCGGGGUCGGUGGGACAGCAGUCCUGCCCUCAAGCCAAUGGACUGAUCUGUGUUGUGUUCCCCCACCCCACCCCUAAUUU